This is a messenger RNA of Drosophila eugracilis, 854 nucleotides long. RefSeq names its product trypsin epsilon. NCBI's taxonomy places the organism in Eukaryota, Metazoa, Arthropoda, Insecta, Diptera, Drosophilidae. The transcript has 2 exons. Gene Ontology annotation, molecular function: serine-type endopeptidase activity. The record is from RefSeq and is a predicted model, not a curated record. Gene Ontology annotation, biological process: proteolysis. Bases 1 to 828 code for a protein of 275 amino acids.
AUGUUGAAAUUCGUGGUACUUCUUUCUGUUGUGGCCUGCGCCGUGGCCGGCACCAUUCCUGAUGGUCUGCUGCCUCAGUUGGAUGGACGCAUUGUCGGUGGCUACGAGACUAGCAUCGAGGAUCAUCCCUACCAGGUGUCCCUGCAGCGCUCUGGAUCCCACUUCUGUGGUGGAUCGAUCUACUCCCACGACAUUGUGAUCACCGCCGCUCAUUGCCUGCAGUCGAUUGAGGCUAAGGAUCUGAAGGUCCGUGUGGGCAGCACCUACUGGCGCUCCGGCGGCAGCGUUCACUCCGUCCGUGCCUUCCGCAACCACGAGGGCUACAACUCCCGCACCAUGGUCAACGACAUUGCCAUCAUCCGUAUUGAGUCCGAUUUGAGCUUCCGUUCCACCAUCCGCGCGAUCAGCAUCGCUGACUCCAAUCCUCGUGAGGGCGCCAUCGCCGUGGUUUCCGGAUGGGGCACUACCGAGUCCGGUGGUUCCACCAUUCCCGAUCACCUGCUUGCCGUUGACUUGGAAAUAGUGGAAUAUUCGCGUUGCCGUUCCAGCGAAUUCGGCUACGGCAGGAAGAUUAAGGACACCAUGAUCUGCGCCUACUCCGCUCACAAGGACGCCUGCCAGGGUGACUCUGGUGGCCCUCUGGUCUCUGGAAACCGUCUUGUUGGUGUUGUUUCCUGGGGCUAUGGAUGCGGUGAUGUUAGGUACCCCGGUGUCUACGCCGAUGUUGCCCACUUCCACGAGUGGAUCGAGAGGACCGCCGAUGAGGUGUCGGCCCUCAAAACUAAAAGUCAGAUAAGAGCCACCAACGGGGGGUGUAUAAAAGCUUAGACUGGCGGCAUGUAACCAAGCAUUAG